Colius striatus (speckled mousebird) is the source of this 5686-nucleotide messenger RNA. It is a transcript of the gene ARIH2, whose product is annotated as ariadne RBR E3 ubiquitin protein ligase 2. The coding region runs from base 779 to 2251 and encodes 490 amino acids. The record is from RefSeq and is a predicted model, not a curated record. NCBI's taxonomy places the organism in Eukaryota, Metazoa, Chordata, Aves, Coliiformes, Coliidae. The transcript is spliced from 15 exons. Gene Ontology annotation, molecular function: ubiquitin conjugating enzyme binding; ubiquitin protein ligase activity; zinc ion binding. Gene Ontology annotation, biological process: protein polyubiquitination; positive regulation of proteasomal ubiquitin-dependent protein catabolic process; ubiquitin-dependent protein catabolic process. Gene Ontology annotation, cellular component: ubiquitin ligase complex; cytoplasm.
GAGCGCUGCUGCCGCCGCCGCCCGCCGGGCCCGUGUCCCUCAGCAGGAGGCGGCGAGGCUCUGGGCGGCGCGGCAGGUCCCGGGGCGGAGCGGGGAGAGUUCGGCGUGAGGGACGCGGUGCCGCUUCUUUGUAACUUGUUCUCAGUUCGUGGUCCGGCAGCGCUCCACCCCGCAGCCGGUGCCGAGGUCGGGCUGCUCGGGGAGAGAAGCCGCAGCCCGUGAGCGCUCAGGCCGGCGCCAGGCACGGGCUGUGCCGGGGCUCCCUUCUCGCACCGCCACGGUUCAUGCAGCUCCCUGCACAGCUUCCGUCUCUCCUCCAGGUUCCCUGGGCUUUUUUCCUACAAUUGUGUGGCGUCUUGGCUCUGUGGGACAAGUACAGGAUUCGGUCUCGAACAGAUCACAAGACAGAUGGGCCUGAGUUAAUUUAAAUGUGCUGGGCACUUUUCUGUCCAAGCCUGUAGGUACCGUGGAAGGAAGGCUGGUGUAGGUAUGGGUCAGAUAUAACUUGUUAAAAGUGAUGAUAGCUUAGUAAGGGCACGAAUGGAUUGGAUGAGCUGGGCAGGAGAAGGCAGUCGUCAUGGUGUGAACAAAGACUGCGAAGUGGGAGGAGAGCAUGCAGAUUCACAUGGCCGUGUGAUAUGGCUGCAAGGUCUCUGCAGAGUCAUCUGUGGUGAAAAGGGAGACAGAACUCAGAUGAAAUCAAAAGAACAAUAAAGUUUGGAGGAGAAAAAAGAAGCUGCAAUUGGUUUCCUGGUCUGCAGUUUGACAGGGCAUUAAGAUGUCCGUGGACAUGAACAGCCAGGGCUCUGACAGCAAUGAAGAGGAUUAUGACCCUAAUUGCGAGGAGGAGGAAGAGGAUGAGGAUCCUGGGGAUAUUGAGGAUUAUUAUGAUGGGGUAGCUAACGACGUGGAGCAGCAGGGAGCAGAUGCCUUUGAUCCAGAGGAAUAUCAGUUCACCUGCCUGACUUACAAGGAGUCGGAGAGCACUUUGAAUGAACACAUGGCCAGCUUGGCUGCCACAUUAAAGGUAUCACAUGCUGUUGCAAAGCUAGUAUUAGUUAGUUUCCACUGGCAAAUCUCAGAGAUUUUGGAAAGGCACAAAUCUAAUGCUGCCCAAUUGCUAGUAGAAGCACGAGUUCAGCCCACCUCAUCCAAACAUGCAAUGGUACAUUCCUCCCAUCACUGCGCAGUGUGCAUGCAGUUUGUCCGGAAGGAGAACUUGCUCUCUCUGGCUUGUCAGCACCAGUUCUGUCGCAGCUGCUGGGAGCAGCAUUGUACAGUGCUCGUCAAGGAUGGUGUUGGAGUCGGCGUCUCCUGCAUGGCUCAGGACUGCCUACUUCGGACACCAGAAGACUUUGUGUUUCCAUUGCUGCCUAGUGAAGAGUUGAAAGACAAAUACAGGCGCUACCUCUUCAGGGACUAUGUGGAGAGCCAUUAUCAGCUGCAGCUGUGCCCUGGUGCAGAUUGCCCUAUGGUCAUACAGGUACAAGAGCCAAAAGCCCGGCGAGUGCAGUGCAAUCGUUGCAAUGAGGUCUUCUGCUUCAAGUGUCGGCAGAUGUACCACGCGCCCACAGACUGUGCCACCAUCCGGAAAUGGCUCACCAAGUGUGCGGAUGACUCCGAAACAGCCAACUACAUCAGUGCUCACACUAAAGACUGUCCCAAGUGCAAUAUUUGUAUUGAAAAGAACGGAGGCUGCAAUCACAUGCAAUGCUCCAAAUGCAAGCAUGACUUCUGCUGGAUGUGUCUGGGAGACUGGAAGACUCACGGCAGCGAGUACUACGAAUGCAGUCGGUACAAAGAGAAUCCUGAUAUUGUAAACCAGAGUCAGCAAGCACAGGCCAGGGAGGCCCUUAAGAAGUACUUGUUCUAUUUUGAGAGGUGGGAGAAUCACAAUAAAAGCCUACAGCUGGAGGCACAGACGUACCAACGAAUCCAGGAGAAAAUCCAAGAAAGAGUUAUGAACAACUUGGGAACAUGGAUAGACUGGCAAUACCUACAAAAUGCUGCAAAACUACUUGCAAAGUGUCGUUACACCCUGCAGUACACAUACCCAUAUGCCUACUACAUGGAGUCUGGUCCCAGAAAGAAACUGUUUGAAUACCAGCAGGCCCAGCUGGAAGCUGAAAUUGAAAACCUGUCGUGGAAGGUGGAGCGAGCAGACAGCUAUGAUAGAGGGGACUUAGAGAAUCAGAUGCACAUAGCAGAGCAGAGACGGAGGACCCUGCUGAAAGACUUCCAUGACACAUAAGACAGGAGGGAUGACAGUGCAGGGGUGAGAGCAGCGAGUGAAGUGAUGGCAGCUUCACCGGGAUAAGCAGGCACUGCCUCUGGGAGAACAUGGCCAAGGACAAAGCCACCCCUCCCCUUGCAAGUCAGACACAUGCAAACACCACAUCUUAGUCCAGUUUGUUCUCUUAUCUUUCUGUUUCUGUUUCUACCAGGCUAGAGGCCAGAUUUCAGAUUGGCAUAUUUCCUGGGACGUUUCCCUCCUGCCCUCGAUGGUUUCAGAAGGGGAGGGAGUUUUUCUCUGAAUGGCUGUUAAUAGUAUUAGAUCAUGACAAUUUAUGUAAUUUUCAACGGUUGUACAAUUAUACAGAGAAACCUUAGAAUAACACACAACCCUUUUUAAAAAUAAAUUGGCAGUGGAGUGUUUUUCCUUAAUCUGCUUGUAAAUUUAAUGGGCUUUUCCCCCUCUCCCUCUUCCUUCCUCUGACCCAGAAAUCCUCCUAGGCACUGAAGGAGGUUACCAAAUAUUUCGGCUAGAUUCCCCGAUGCUCCUUUAACCAGAGCAUUUGUGGCAUUGGCAUUGCACGGGGAGAGUGGCUGGUGGUAAGAGUGGCUGCUGCUGUGCCUGACCCAACAGUACUAGCAGUGGCCACGAUUUAGUAUGAUUACCUGUGGCAUCUCUUUUCUUGUAAAUCAGCUGUGCAAAAUCCUGCUACGCAAACAAAAGUAAACAGAGGAAUUGUAGGGGAGAGAUCAGGUUAACACCAGGGGAUAUGCCUUGAGUCAGGUGAGAUUUUGCAUUUCAUGAAUUUUAGGUCUUCCAUGUAGAUUUUUGCUUUAUUUGUUUUUGUGGGGAGGAUGUUGUAUUGCCAAAGUGAAUGAUGAGGGAAUAGUAGCAUACAGUUGUUAAUCGAGGCUUGGGGCUUUUGCAGAGUGAAACAAUCCAUGUUAUAACAGUGCCAUGCAGCCUGGUAAAGAUUAUUUGUGCCUGCUGGGUAACAUGGCUGAGAAACGCAUUCAUCAAUGUGAAACUAAACACGGCUACAUUAUGAGGAGGAGAGAUUACGUGCGACACACUCCCUGGCACAUGUUGGCAAUGUGGACAGGCACUUGAGUACAGGUGCACUGCUUGUGCAGAGCCUGCACCAAGCCAGGCAGAAAAUUAACUAGCAAAAUUAAUUUAUUUGUAUAUUAGUAUUGAUACUGGUGGGAACUUAUCAGAAAAUUGAUUGUUAGGAGCAUGUGGAGCUUUUUUAUUAACAUUCUUUUUUCUAAUGUAAAAUGUACACUAAAAUAAAAAUAUGAAAACCUAGUUCAUCUUAGUAGGGGUUAACAUGAAAAAGGUUACUGGUAUGCUGAUGCUUGCCUGUUUGCUACAGGAAGCAAGCCACACGUUAAGAUUUCACAGGCAUGUAUGUCACCUGCACCAGGAACACGUUUGCAGCCAGUCAGGUAGAGCUGGAGUCUGAUCUGAGGCAGUCUUCACCUCUGCAGGGAACUGAUGGAAUUCUCUUCUGUGCUGUAUGUGGAAAUGUUGCCUUUGAUGCAUCCCUGUAUUGCUCUUAUACAAUGACACUUGAAGAUUAAAAUGGAGGGGGGAAAAGUGCUCAAUUCCUACAUGUCAGAGUAAGCUAACUGCUGCUGGAGCCUUUGUCCUCUACCUGACACGUGACCCAGGUAUUUGCAGCGUGUGAAAUUGGGCAGAUGGAUUUUAACAAAAGAUGCAUCAGUUUAAAAGAGGAGGAGUAGCUGUCAUAGGAGCUAAUCCUGUGACCAUGCUUCUUGUACACAGCAGCAAAUUUCAAACUGAGAGGCCUUUUCCGUCCUCCUUCCUUUCCCUGGUUGUGGGAUGUAUCCUCAGGGAAGGGCAGAACACAUUGCUGAGGAGCUGCGGGCAGCGGAGUGGGAGUUACAAACAGAGGCAGCCGAGGGUAGAGCAGGGUUGUGGAGAGGUGGCUGGAGCCAGGGAGCAGGGCUGGAGCAGGGAGGGAGUGUGUGGUUUCUGGGAGCAGUGCUGCUUGCUGCACAAGACACAUCUGUAACUGUGGCUCCUUGUGUUCCUGCUCUGCCCUGUCCUUGAUCCCCUCUAGGCUGGAGCCACAGAUAAGUCCUUGCUCCAGCUGCUAUCUCCUGACUUCAUUCUCUCCUCUGCCCCGAGCAGCAGCCUCUGUGCUCUUAUCAUGAUAUAUUCUAGAGGUCAGUCUCUUCCUUCCUCCCGAAGUGAUUAUCAAAGUCUGGGCAUGCUGAACCCAGGGGAAGGGAAGGCCCACGGGCAGGGACCCAGCACUUUGCAGGGCAUGGAGCCAAUGCUUUAACUGUUAUUUAAAAAUGUAAUGUGCAGAGUACUAAUUGGGAUAUAAACCGGUGUCCUUGUCUAAAUGUAACUAUCAUAACACCUAAUCUCUUUUCAGAAUCAGUAUGAGGAGUUUCCUAAUCCCAAAGAGGUCUCACUUCUGUUACAUAGUUGUCCAGCUUUGAGCUAGAUGAGAAUGGCAUUUUGUCUUUCUCCCUCCCCGCCUCCUCCCUCCCUCUCCCAUGCCCCCACACAAUGCUUUGUUAUGAAUCUUUGUUUGUAGACAAGCUAGACCAUAUAGCUGUAGCCAAAAUCACUGAACAGACUGCUGAGGUGCUUGGUUGAGGAACAGUAAUAAAUGUGUCUCAGUACACCCCCUAAUUCUUUCAAAUGUUCUGAAACUAGAGCUUUGUUAGGAGUUCUGUUUAUUUUAAAAGAAACCAGCAUACCCUUGCUGAAGGUGGUGAAAGCCCUGGUUUGCACACAUAGAUCCUAUUUCUGUACUCUGGGGAAACAGCAGGACUGACUUGCUUUUGCAGCCCAGGCAGUGAGUUCUGUGUUGCUGUCAUACAGAAAAGUCGUAGACUCCAAGAUGAAACCUUCAGAGUACCCAGACUUUGGCACUUUGUGUAAAGCGACUGAUGCUGCUUGGGAGGCAGGUGCCGGGGAGGAAACAGGAGCUCUCAACACCAAAAGACAAGGCCAGGUUUUUUCCCCUCUAAUAGAUACACGGCCCUAUUUGAGCCAGCAAGGUUACAUGAGUGUAAGUGACUAGAAAGCGUCUCAGGAGCCCCGUUAACUCUGAGGCACAACUUUCCCUUUGGUGCGUUACUGCUACAGAUGUGGAAUGUUUGCUCUCUUUUUUUUCUUCUUCCAGCACUCAUUUCCUUUCCUGUGCCAGCCUGACACCUCUCCAGCCCUGCAUCCAACACUCUUUUUAUUUCAGCUUCGCUCCCGUUAGUGCGUUGGCCGCCUCAUCUCUGAUAGUCCUCAGGCUUCCUAGACUGUAACAACAAACCAUUUUCUACUGAUGACACAAACUGCAUGACUGCUGCGCUGUGCCCGCGCAGGGCCGGGGCAGCAGCAGGUUUCUGUACUAUAUUGCACUCUUCAAUUUUAGACUUUUUAAGCAGGAGAAAAAACAAAUAGAACUUUAUUUUUAAA